Messenger RNA from Apus apus (common swift), 4796 nucleotides. Its product is annotated as fibronectin type-III domain-containing protein 3a-like. The coding region runs from base 196 to 3774 and encodes 1192 amino acids. Gene Ontology annotation, molecular function: protein binding. The record is from RefSeq and is a predicted model, not a curated record. The transcript is spliced from 27 exons. NCBI's taxonomy places the organism in Eukaryota, Metazoa, Chordata, Aves, Apodiformes, Apodidae.
CAGGGCCCCGCAUUCCAUCAUGGCGGCGCGGGCGGGCGGCUGAGGCGCCGCGACCGAAAGAAGACUGAGGGACAGCACGUUGGUCAUACUGGAGCAGGCACUGCCUGGGUAACAUUUACCAAGAGGAGCAAAUUCAAGUCAGGAGAGUGUCAACGGUGGUGAACUUGAGCAGGUGUCAAUGAAUGGUUUCCAGACAUGAUGGCCGACCAGCCACCUCCUUUAGAAGCUACACCCAUACUGAAUGAAGUGCCACUUCUACCUCACAUGGUCAAUGGGGACAGCAUCCAACAGGUUAUUCUUGUGCAGGUAAACCCAGGUGAAACAUUUACAAUUACAACUGAAGAUGGACACAUUCAGUGUAUUCAAGGUCCAGCACAUGUUCCUAUGAUGUCACCAAAUGGUUCCAUGCCACCAAUAUUUGUGCCUCCAGGUUAUGUAUCUCAGGUGGUGGAAGAAAAUGGGGUCCGUAAAGUGGUGGUACUGCCACACUCAGCUGAAUUCCACCCUUCCAUGCAUCCUCCUCCUCCUCCUCCUCCCCACGUGCCCCAUUACAUGCACCAUCACCACGCGCUGCUGCCCCACCCGCCUCACCCAGUGUACCCUCCAGUUCCUGGGACAGGAGAGCUGCCACCACAGUUCAUCCACCAGCACCCACCACCACAUGUCUUUCAAGAGCAAGAACCUCGUUCUCAUGGCAGGACAAACUUCAUUCAGCGAGAUGAAAGGAGUCUCAAAAUGCAAGAACACCUGAAGAAAAGACUAAAAGACAGACAAGCUAGUGGUCAUACUAACAAUAAACUUAACAGUCCUCCAUCUUCACCACAUAAAGCUGUUAAUUCUUCCAAUGCAACAAUUCAGAAUGGAAAUGGAAAGGGACAGCAAGGGGCAGGAGGACCACUAAAGCAGAAGCAGAUAGGAAAAACAAAGGGCAGUCCAGACCCAGAGGUGGGAGAAUCUGACACAGAAUCCAAGAAAUGUGAUACUCACUUGAGCAUUGGCAAGCCAGUUGUUUCUGAUAUACAAGCAAGAUCAGCCGUUCUGUCCUGGAAUCUCCCAGUUAGUUCACAGAAUGGAGAGAGCCAUAGUCAUAGUCCAGCAGCAUUUACAUUUGAAGUAGCAAUAUCCAACAGUGGUAAAAAUGGAAAAUUUAAAUCUGUCUAUGUUGGGGAAGAGUUAACAAUUACACUUCCUGAUCUCAGACCAGCCACUGAUUAUCAUGCCAGAGUUUCAGCAACCAGCAGUUCCAUCAAAGAAUCCAUUUCAGAAUUAGUGAGUUUCACUACAGAAAGUUGUGAGCCCGACUGUCCCGCUGCACCCAAGCUGAUUAACAGAACCAAGAACAGCCUGAGCCUGCAGUGGAAGUCCUCAAAUGACAAUGGUUCCAAAAUAACUAAUUUUCUUUUAGAGUGGGAUGAGGGGAAGAGUGGAGCCUUCAAGGAAUGCUACUACGGGCAUCUGAAGCAGUAUAAACUGACCAAACUCUCUCCUUCUACAAAGUAUUCCCUCAGAUUAGCUGCUAAAAAUGAUAUUGGAAUGAGUGGGUUCAGCGAGACAGUGACAUACUACACAGCAGGAAUUGUCCCACCAGCUCCAUCACCCCCCAUGCUGGUGGAAGCAGGAGUGACCUGGCUGUCCCUCAAGUGGAGCCCACCCAACGGGGUGUCUUCAGAUGACUCCCUCACUUACACUUUAGACAUGGAAGAAGAAGGUUCUGGUUAUGGCUUCCAGCCACAGUACAAUGGAGAUGAACUCUCAUGCACUUUAAGAAAUCUUAGGAGGAGCACAUCCUAUAAGUUUAGGCUCUUUGCCUACAACAGUGAAGGAAAAAGCAGCCCUAGUGAGGUGGUGGAGCACAGCACCAGUCCUGACAAACCUGGACCACCAAGUAAACCAGUUGUAAAGGGCAAGAUCCACUCCCACAGUGUGAAGGUUACGUGGGAACCACCCAAAGAUAAUGGAGGAUCAGACAUUUCUAAAUACUUUUUGGAGAUCUCAGAAGCAUCAGUUGGCAGCAGGUGGGACACCAUCUACAGUGGUUCCCAGAGAGAGCACGUGUGCGAUCAUCUCAAGCCUGGCACUUCGUACAGAAUGAGAGUUCAUUGUGUCAGUAAAGCUGGGGAAAGCCAGGCUUCUGAUGUUACAACUGUUACGACAUCGGCGGUUCCUCCGGGGCCCUGUCAUGCUCCGUGCCUGGCAGGCAGAGCUAAGCCCAAGGAAAUCACUUUGCAGUGGGGCCCACCAUCUAUAGAUGGAGGUUCUGACAUCACAGAGUAUGUUGUAGAGAUGGCAGGCUCUGAAGAGGAGGAACACAGACAAGUCUAUCAGGGCCCAGCAUCUGAAUGUGUGGUGACCAACCUGCUGCCAGGGAGAACAUACUGCUUCUGGGCACGAGCAGCAAAUAAAAUUGGGUUUGGCCCCCACUCUGACAAAGCAGAGAUCUCCACUGCUCCAGGGCCUCCUGAUCAAUGCUGCAAACCCUUGAUAACUUGUAAAAGUGCAACUUGUGCUGUGGUUUCAUGGGAGAGUCCCUCAUGCAACGGGGCAGAGAUCAGUGAGUACAGGCUGGACUGGGGACAGGUGGAAGGAUCCAUGCAUAUCAUUUACACUGGCCCCUGCCAGAGCUAUGAAGUCAAAGGUCUCACACCUGCAACCACCUAUUAUUGCAGAGUCCAGGCAGUGAACGUCGCUGGAGUGGGGCUGUUUGGUGAGACUGGUGUGGUGACAACCCCAGCCUCUGUCCCUGCAGCUGUGUCACUGCUGCAUCUACUUGAAGAAGACCAAAUGGAGAUUUCUCUUCCUCUCUCAACGUGCCUUGCAAUUCAGUGGGAAGAGCCGUGUUGUCACGGAGCAGAGAUCACUGGUUAUAAUAUUGAGUAUGGGGAGAAGCAGCCUGUGAGUGUUGGCAGAACUACAAGCCAUGUUCUUGAGGACCUGCUGCCUGACACUCUGUACAGAAUUAGAAUACAGGCUGUGAACAGCUUUGGAGUUGGGCCUUUCAGUCAUUCCAUUAAAGCCAAAACGAAACCACUACCUCCUGACCCUCCUCACCUUGAAUGUGUGGUCUUCAGCUACCAGAGCCUCAAACUCAAGUGGGGUGAAGGUCCCAGCAGAGCUUUAAUUACCAACCCUACACAAUUCAACUUGCAGAUGGAGGACAGGUUUGGCAGGUUUGUUACUGUUUAUAAUGGUCCUUGUCAUACCUACAAGGUACAGCGACUCAGUGAAUCCACUACCUACUACUUUAAAAUCCAGGCAUAUAAUGAUGCUGGAGAGGGAGAGUUCUCUGAAGUUUAUGCUUUCACUACAACCAAGUCUCCACCUGCAUCUCUUAAAGCACCCAAAGCAAAUCAGCUGGAAGAAAACACUUAUGAAAUCACAUGGGAACCUUUACAGCCCAUGAAAGGAGACUCCAUUGUUUACAUCCUUCAGCUUGCUGCUGGGAGAGAGUUUGAUCAGGUGUACAAGGGGCCCGAGUCCUCCUGCCGCCUCGCGGGGCUGCAGACCAACUGCGAAUAUCGGGCCCGCGUCUGCGCCGGCCGCCAGUGCCAGGACCCUGCUGGCUGCCAGGAACUGUACGGACCUUACAGCCCCUGCACGGUCUUCUCAUCUCAGAAGCCAGAGCUGGUUCCAGAGGGUGCUGCUCUGACCACCCGGCUGGCAGAGACCAAGCAGACGCUGCGCGAGGAGCGCGUCAUCGCCAUCGUCCUGCUCUGCGGCUUCGCCGUGGUGGCCAUCCUCUUCGCUGUGGUCAUCCAGUACUUUGUCAUCAAGUAGAGGCAGAGCCUGCUCAGCCCUCAGCUUUUCCUUUUUUUUUUUUUUUUUCCCCUGCCUUUUCUUGUUUUUUGUUGUUGUCGUUGUUUUGUUGGUGUGUACAGAAGCUGUUUCGGGUAUUUAUGGUUAGUUCUAAUGAAAAUCCUGGCUGGAAAUGUGUCCCUGCCUGCGUUCCCAGCGUGGCUGCUGGCCGACAGCGAGGCUGGGCUGGCAGAGCCUUCCCAGCUCCUGAGAGCAGGUUCCUUGCUGAAAGGGUGAUCCUGGGUCCUCUCUCAGCAGGCUCAGCUGUUCAGCAGAACAACAGCUGCCUUCUGGUGCACACUGUGGGGGGGAAGGGGUGUGCACGCUCGCCCUCUCUCCCAGUGGGAAGCCUGUUGGAGGGAGGAGGUGUUGGUAGGACAGGUCCUCUUGGAGUCCCACCUGGGGCAGGUUCAGUCAGGCCUUGCAGGUUGGAACACAAGGUGCAGCAGCACCAACGCUUCGGCUUCGAGCAGCACUGCAUUGCAGAGCAUCCCUAGAGCAAACCACAGCUCGUAUCCCGUAGGAGGAGAAGCAGCAUCUUGCCUUUGCCUUCGCCAUCUCGCUACUUUCCAGUUCUUUUUUCCACGCUUCGGAUCCAGUAAUAAAUCACGAGGAGUGUUGAAGGUCGAGGGAGCCAGCAGUUGGAGAGUUUCAAUCCCAGGGAGUGUUCAGCAGGGUGUCAUGCACACGCAGCCAGAGCCUGGGGCUGGGCCAGGCCAGGCCAGGCCCCUGGGUACAACCAUUUCUGCCUGCAGUGCUGCCUGCUGGUGCUGAGCAGCUGGUGGCCCAACCCACAUUUCACUCUCAGUGCCUGAGAGAAAAGUAAUUUCCUGUGCUUCUGCUGAAAGCUUUGCAGUCUUCUCAGAACAGCACAGGUAUUGUCUUUAAGCAGAAAGAGUGCAUUUAUGAUAAAUGUUACACUAUUUGGCUCAAACUGAGCAAAUGUUUUUUUUGGUUUUUUUUUGUACUAUUAUUAACCUAACAAAUAAAAAAGCUCCACCUGC